AUGUAUCCUUCCGACCCAUUCUUUGGUUCGAUAUGGACUGCCGCGUUAGCAGGAUCUUCAACGACCUAUGCCAUACAAGAUGGCCUGGUGGGAACUUCAAUCAAAUCGUGGGAUUCAAAGUUUCCUCAAGCAGAGUUUUCUCAUAACCAUGCUGUUAACCGGAGUACUCGCUUCAUUCCGUUUCAGAUCGUUUACAGUUUGGUUCCUCUUGCGCCCACUGAUCUAUCUACCUUACCAGACCGCCAGUGUCUUCAUGGAGACGCAGAGACAUUCAUGGAACAGCUUGUGGAGACGCAUGCUCAAACUAAAGCCAACUUGGAAACUGUGGUGUCAAAGUAUAAAAUUGCAGCUGAUGCACAUCGUCGACGGCUUGCCUUUGACGGAGGCGAUCUUGUCUGGGUGGUUUUGACUCGUGACUGUAUGCCGGCACAUGCGUAUAAUAAACUCAAGGCAAAGAAGAUCGGCCCGGUGGAAGUUCUUGAACAUAUAAAUGACAACGCCUAUCGACUACGCCUUCCUUCGGAUAUCACUACUUCUGAUGUUUUCAAUGUCAAGUACCUGUCCCGAUAUUUUCCGCCGGACGUCCCUUAA
This is a messenger RNA of Brassica napus (rape), 591 nucleotides long. RefSeq lists its product as uncharacterized. The record is from RefSeq and is a predicted model, not a curated record. Lineage: Eukaryota; Viridiplantae; Streptophyta; Magnoliopsida; Brassicales; Brassicaceae. The transcript is spliced from 2 exons. The coding region runs from base 1 to 591 and encodes 196 amino acids.